AUGGCGACGCAGGUGUUGAUUGCCCAUACGGGCCAGCGCCUGCAGGUAGACACAACGCAGUUUGCCGCAGGUAACGGGCUUCAAAGGUUCGAAGGCGAGGAGCGCAAGCUGACAACCCUCCAGACAGAGAUCUACGUCUACGACAUCCGGAUAUCCUCACCGACGUCCCCCGGUGGACCCUCUCCCAAGUCCGAAGUGCCCCUCCCGAAACGCUACACCGUCCCCAACGCCCCGAACUACAUCGGCGACAUCCGCGUGCUGUCCGAAUGGCAGGCUCUCUAUAAGGAAAGACAGGCCUGGGCCCUCGGCAUCGUGGGUGACUCUGCGCGCCUGGCCGCAGAGGUGCAGGACCGCUAUGGCGAGAUGGAUGUCAUGAUCAAGUGCCUCGAUGCGGCGGUGACCAAUCUCGAGAUUAGUGUCAAGCAGAUCGACCCGAAGUACACGGAGCUCAAGAAGUGGGUGGAGCCGUCGAUGGGCGAGUUCGGGCAGCUGGCGGGGAGCUGGGAGCGGUGUCUGGAGGUUGCGCGCAGCGUGCCCAUCUCGGCCGCAAUGGUGCGCUUCAUGACCUCGCGCGACCUCAAGAAGAAGCAGGCCACGCUCGAGGACCUGAUCGAUCUCGACACGGCAAGGAAGUCCGGCAAGCUGGCGCCGACGUUGCUGAAGAAGUUCAGCGCCAAGGCGGCAGACCUCGACAAGACGGCCGACAAGAUGUACGCCGGGGUGGAGCGGCUCUUUGGGGAGUUUGACAAUCUUGUUGGCCGGUCUUCCUUGGCUCGAAGCGGGGAGGCGGCACAACUGCUUCAGGAUAUCGAGGCUGUGGCUAAGAAGAUAGAAACGGACUACAGCACGAUGCUGGAGUACGCCGACACCCAGACGAACGUCCUCCAGGCCUCGCGUACGGCGGAGAACCACACGUCGCGUCUGAUUCCGAGCCUGAAGAAGCGCGCUGCAGAGAUGGCUGACAUGCUGCACUACGCCACAGAGGCGCGCAACACCAUCGCAGCGGAUUCUAUCGAUUUCAUGCGGAACAUUACUGAGAUUACAUCGAUGCAUAGCAGCGUUAAGAAUCAAAUUACGGUCUUGAACCAGGCCGAGGACGUCAUGACGACGUUUGACUACCUGCGGCUCAUCAACCAGCUGCCUUACAUGUAUGCCUCCUUCGCUUCGGAGGCGAUCCGUCGCCGGGAGUGGUCAGACAAGAUCAAGACGGACUCAUCGACUCUGGCCAACGAGAUGGCUCUGUUUCAGGACGAGGAAUCGAAGAGGCGAAGAAAGUGGCACAAGAUGGUGGGCAGCAUGUAUGGCCGCGACAACUUGGAAGCCAACAUUCUUGGUCUGGAGGUCAACUUGCUGGGAGAGGAGGAGCCUUGGCCCAGUAUGGUGAAGCGCGACCUCGAGGAAUUCCUGGAACACCUCCAGAGACAGCAGGCUGAGGUGGCAAUCAUCGAGGACGUGACGAAGCUUGUCAAUGAGCUGAGCAACCCUACGAAGCAGCAGUCAAAGAGGUUGAAGGCAUUCAAGAACGGGAGUGUCCACGAGGCUGCCCUUGGGCGUAGUGGCCUGAUGAUUCGUGGAGACGACGACUUGAACCAUACGCUUCGAGAUGACAACACUAAACUCCAGAACAAGCUCAAGACCGCAGAAAGUCGGGUGCGCAGGUUAGAGGACUUGCUUCAUAGGCAGAGCCAGGCCUCUUCUCGCCCUGGCAUCGGUGGACUGUUCGGUCACGAGAGGAACGAUUCUACGAACUCUGUCAGGUCUGUACCACCGGAAGACAGCCGCCGCGCAGCUGGCAACUCUGAAGCCCUUCUGCAGAAGAUUCAGCAGCUCGAGAAUGAGCUCAAUGCCGAGAAGGAGAAGGCAGCCGCCUUCGAGAAGGAUCUCACUGCCCGGACGACGGAGCACAACGAAGUCUUGGGUCGGGUGGACGAGGCAAAAUCCCAGGUGGAGGCGGCUAGGGCUCAGAUGGAGGAGGCCAACGCCACCAAGAAGGAGCUACUCGAGAACAUGGAGGCGCUGCAGAAGGAGUUCGUCAUAGAGAGGAAGUCGUUCGAAAACGAGAUCAAGGGACUUAAGGCGCGCCUUGAGGAGACCGAGGACGACAUCGAGAACUUUGGCGAGUCUAGGGAGAAUGAGAAGGCCACCUACAUCGAGCGGAUGCACGAGAUGGAGGCUGAGAUCGAUCGCCUGCAAAAGGAUCAGAAGGAUGACUCACUCAAGACUCAGGGCCAGGUUGACUUCCUCCGCAAUGAGGCGCGUCUGCAAAGGGAGCAGAACGAGGCUCUCGAAAAGCAGCUUCAGAGCGCGAACGACGAAGCCAAGAAGCUGACCAAGAGCCUGGGCUCUGCUCAAGAGACGGUCGACACGCAGCUCAAGGCUCUUCGCGACAUUCAUGAUCAACUCUCGCCGAACGACGAUACCACCGAAGACCUCAAUGAUCUGAUCGAAGCACUCGUGUAUAAGGCUACUGAUGUUGCUGCCAAGUUGAAGACCCUGGACAACGACAAGUCGAUUCUGAAGGCCGACCUCGAACAGGCCGAAGAGCAUGUCAAGAGUCUGAAGACGGAGAUGACCGAGACUAAGGAGAAGCUCGCGGCCGAGGAAGAGACCUCAAGACAUCUCAAGGAGAACCUGGACGGUGAGAAAGCCAGAGUUGCUGCUCUUGAACAAGAGGCCGCCGAGAGCCGAGAGCAGCUUGACCAGCUGCGGGCCAAGAUUGCUGACGGCGAGACGGGCUCGGAGAGUUUGCGGAAGAAGCUUGACGAGGAAGAAGAGCGCAUCACCUCCAUCAAAGAGGAGCUUGCCUCCAGACAGUCUCAAGUAGGCAGCCUGGAGGAGGAGUUGCGCCUCUACAAAGAGAAGCUACAGGCCUCCCAGGCUAAGCUUACGACCGUCACUGGCCACUUCGACACCAGGUCAGAGAAGACCAAGGACUUGACGCAGCGUCUGUACUCUCACAACGAUCGCCUGUGUCGACUGCUGGAGCGACUCGGAUUCUCAGUCACCCGUCAAGAAUCUACAAUGACUAUUCAGAAGGUCCCGAGAUCCGAGAGGGGAACCAUGAGCCAGAUCCACAACGUCAACGACUCCUCCGACCCAAGCCAGUCUACGAUACGCCGCUCUGGCAUGCUCACCAGUCGCACCCUGGCCGAUAGCACCGACCUGGACCUGUUGUACUGGAUGAAUGGCAGCGAUGCCGAUUUCGAGUCCGAGAAAUACGAAGCCUUCAUGACCAAGCUGGGCAGCUUCGACAUGGACUUGUUCGCUGAGACAGUUUACAGGCGUGUCAAGGACGUUGAGCACCUCGCUCGUAAGCUCCAGCGCGACGCGCGUGCCUACAGAGAGAAGGCACACACGCUGCAGAGGGAUUCCCACGAGAAGAUUGCGUUCAAGCACUUCAAAGAGGGCGAUCUUGCUCUCUUCCUGCCUACUAGGAACCAGACAGCCGGCGCCUGGGCCGCGUUCAACGUCGGCUUCCCCCACUACUUCCUGCGCGAGACCGACGCUCACCGACUUCGCUCUCGCGAGUGGCUCGUCGCUCGCAUUACGCGUAUCCAAGAACGCGUCGUGGACCUCUCCAAGAGCUUGACGAGGCCGGCCGAGACCGACUCCGUCAACGGCGAAGAUGACGACAACCCUUUCCAGCUGUCAGACGGCUUGAGGUGGUAUCUCAUCGACGCUCACGAAGACAAGCCGGGUGCGCCUGCGACGCCUGGUCUGGGCAAGUCGACGAUAGCGACAAACAACGUCGAGGCUAUGGCCGACAUGCACACCCACGCACAGGCGAAUGGCAAGGACAAGCACAGGAUCAGCGUCAAUAGCAUUGAGGGUGUCAGCAAGGCGCUUAACAGAAGUCUGGAGAGUCGUCGGAGCAGUUCUAACUCGAAGAAGGCCAUCCCCUUCGCUGUCGGCGCUGGGGGAGCUGCUUUGCUCAAAGGCAACGCCCUGGGCAGCGAGACCAACUCUCUCCGCGCCGUGGCACCGGAGACACCCACGGGCACCAGCCCGCCGCAAGGGGGACUGGCAGGACCGUCGUCGAAUGGACAAGACCAAGGGCAGGCUUCAGCCAGCUCGCCGCAGACCGAGGGCCCGUCCGAGGAGAGGCCCAGGUCGCCCGAGGUACGAAACAUGAUCGAUUCCCUCGUUGGACCGUGA
This is a messenger RNA of Colletotrichum chrysophilum, 4155 nucleotides long. RefSeq lists its product as uncharacterized. The transcript is spliced from 2 exons. Gene Ontology annotation, biological process: positive regulation of protein phosphorylation; autophagy of peroxisome; autophagosome assembly. The coding region runs from base 1 to 4155 and encodes 1384 amino acids. Lineage: Eukaryota; Fungi; Ascomycota; Sordariomycetes; Glomerellales; Glomerellaceae. Gene Ontology annotation, molecular function: molecular adaptor activity; protein kinase binding. Gene Ontology annotation, cellular component: phagophore assembly site membrane; extrinsic component of membrane; Atg1/ULK1 kinase complex. The record is from RefSeq and is a predicted model, not a curated record.